UUAUCUCUUGAUUUUGUAUUUAUUUAAUUUGUUAUUUGUGUUGUGGGUGAUUACGGAUGAAUGGGUUUGAAUUCAGUUUCAGUAUCAUCUUGAAGAUUCCAAUUUUCUACUCCCUUCCAACAACAGGAUAUUGUGGCAUGAGGGUGAUGUGGUUGGUGAUUUAUACAGGUUUUGGGGUUAGAAUUACAGGAUUUAUGGUGAACCUAAUGGAGUCAAGGACGAUGCCUGCAAAACCUCAAGAUGAAGAUCGCCGUAGAGAAGCUGAAGAACAAAAUAUUUCUCCGUCAGCAGUCUAUUCACAACCUUGGUGGCAUGGGAUUGGAAAUGGUGUGAUGUCUUCUUUUGGUGAAACAAAUGGGGUUAUUAAGGUCGGAGCUCAAUUACAAACCACUAGUGAUGCUGUUGCUGAAGAUACUGAUGCAUCCACAGUCCCACAGUCUGGACUGAAUAUGAAUAAUGGCCAAGAGCAACAAGUCAAACAAGUUGAAACAAGUUCACCAAUGGAGCUUGUGGGCCACUCAAUUGUCUUAACAUCUUAUCCAUAUCAGGAUACACAUUUUACUGGAAUGAUGACUUAUGGAACGCAGGCACAUCCACGCUUACUCGGAAUCCAUCAAACUAGAAUGCCAUUGCCCCUUCAAACGGAAGAGGACCCUGUUUAUGUGAAUGCGAAACAAUAUCAUGGGAUUCUGAGGCGAAGACAGUCAAGAGCUAAAGCAGAACUGAAAAAGAAAGUGAUUAAAUCCAGAAAGCCGUAUCUUCAUGAAUCACGACACCAACACGCAAUGAAAAGAGCUCGGGGUUGUGGGGGCCGCUUCCUCAAUACGAAAAAGCUCGGUAGCGAUUCAACCGCAAAUUCCACAGCACAAAAGGAGCCAAAAUCGAUGUCAACGCAAUCAUUCAACUCGGAUCAUCUAUCAACAGAUUAUGCCGGAAAUUCGUCCAUCUUUGAGGAUGUGCUCAAAAGAAACACUUCCUCAAAUGGCAACAACAAUGAUCACCACAGUUUGUCAUCAACAUACAACUUCCAUUUGAUGGGCAGGGAAGAGGGAGUGCAUUACUUCAAAAGGGAGAAGGGCAAUAUGGUAAAUCAAGUCCCAAAAAGGGAUCCAUAUUACAAAUGAGAAAAGGGAAGAGAGAGAGAGAGAGACUGUUUUCCCCAUAUGUUCUCAGGCAAUUCAUUCUUGGCUUUGGUUACUUGUGUUCUUCUUCUGGGGUAGAGAUAUUGGAAGGCUGGAAUGGUUAAUAACCUAUCUGAUCUCAUAACCCUCUUUAUGCAAUGUAGAGUUGUACCAUCUUAGUAAAAAAGUUGUACAUUUUUGGGAUCUGGAAAAGAUGACCUCACACUUGGAAGGUGUGAUAUUGUGUUGUUAUCAGGCAGGAUUUACCUUAUGUUUGGAACUGCUGCUCUUCGUCUCCUUUCGGCCAAAUUCUGUUAAUUUGGAUGACACUUUGUAUUGAUUUUCGACUCGCUUCAAUAUUCCACAAAUCUUUAGAA
Cynara cardunculus var. scolymus (artichoke) is the source of this 1498-nucleotide messenger RNA. Its product is annotated as nuclear transcription factor Y subunit A-4-like. Gene Ontology annotation, cellular component: CCAAT-binding factor complex. The record is from RefSeq and is a predicted model, not a curated record. Lineage: Eukaryota; Viridiplantae; Streptophyta; Magnoliopsida; Asterales; Asteraceae. Gene Ontology annotation, molecular function: DNA-binding transcription factor activity, RNA polymerase II-specific; RNA polymerase II cis-regulatory region sequence-specific DNA binding. Gene Ontology annotation, biological process: regulation of transcription by RNA polymerase II. The coding region runs from base 57 to 1124 and encodes 355 amino acids. The transcript is spliced from 8 exons.